CACGCACUGAGUGCAAGUAUCCCGGAUUUGAAUUGGUGGAUGGUGGUGCUUUUCGGCCAAUCACUGAACAUUUCAUUGGGCAGUCAGACGCUUCACUUGCACUAGUCCAACAGUGUGUUCAAGGCUUUCUCGGUUCAGGAAGGAGAAAACGCUGUGGCAGCAUGGGUGUGUUAUCCACUCUGAUGAGGGGCCUGGUAAGAGGAGCGGACAGAAUGGCAGAGUUCACUAGCAAGCGUGGAUCAAGAACUCAUAAUAAAGGCAGGGGUUCAAGGCCCACUGGACUGAGGCUCUCCAGCAGAAAGUUUCUAACCAUCAGAGCCAUGAUUCCUGAGUUUGUGGUGCCUAAUUUAGAGCGAUUCAAACUGAAACCUUACGUCUCAUAUCGCUGCCCCAAAGGAACAGAGCCUCCACUCACUGUGCAGAGUGUGUUUGCUGAGGUGGUGGCCCCUCAUAUCAGGAAAGACUUUGAAGACGGCUCUUUCAGCAAACAGCAGUUGGAGAAAUACGGAUUUGAGCCCACACAGGAAGGAAAGCUCUUCAAGUUGUACCCCAAGAACUAUGUGCGUUAAAGAUUGUUUCAGUGUCAUGUAUUUUACAAGGAAAGGCACAAACUGCUAAUAAAUUAGAGACUGAAAGCUGCAGACUAACUGACAUGACACUCAUCACACCGGGGAAGAAAAUCCAAUAUAAACCUGAGGGGCAGAAUUGUUUGGUCAUUGUAAACAUCAGUUGAACAGUUUGAGCUGAUCAUCAUUUACAUGUCAAAACUUAAUCAAAGGUUCUCUACUUCAAAUGAAUGUCUGUUUGUCCAAGUUAAAUAUUCACAGUGAAACUUUUAUGUUCUCAGUGUAAUUUUAUUGUUCAGGAACUAAAAUGAACUUAACCAGCAAUAAAACGGACAUCCUAUCCAUUUGCAUUUACUACAGUACUGAAGCUUCCGAAAUCAUCACAUGGUGAUGAUCACCAUCUCAGAUUUCUGUAGUACAGACUGGCAUAACUCAGAACAAAUGCAAAAAGGGGUUCUCUAGAGGAGGUUCAUUACAAGGGAGUCUUGAAACCAGCCACCAUCCAGUUAGUCUGUGCUAAAAUAAACCCUGUCAAAACAUUUAA
This is a messenger RNA of Lates calcarifer (barramundi perch), 1110 nucleotides long. RefSeq names its product mitochondrial ribosomal protein L41 (gene mrpl41). The record is from RefSeq and is a predicted model, not a curated record. Gene Ontology annotation, cellular component: mitochondrial large ribosomal subunit. The transcript is spliced from 2 exons. NCBI's taxonomy places the organism in Eukaryota, Metazoa, Chordata, Actinopteri, Centropomidae. Bases 162 to 569 code for a protein of 135 amino acids. Gene Ontology annotation, molecular function: structural constituent of ribosome. Gene Ontology annotation, biological process: translation.